CGCCCCUAAAAUACAAUGGUACAACCUGUGGUGGGCCAUCCAUCGAUAUAGUGAACAAGAUAAGCACGCAUAACACAACGUGAAAGCAUGGCACUCACAUUCAUACGAAGCUGCUGAUCGGAGAUAUUCAAUCAAUUUUGGUCAUUAUUACAGCUACUAACAGUUUUUGUUAAACGUCGUCUUCGACAAGAUGGAGACUGAUGGUGGGUACGGCUGGGUCGUCGUCUUUGCUACCUUUUUCACAACUCUCAUCGAGUUUGGUACGUUCAAGAGCUUGAGUGUAUUCUUAACUCCUGUCCAUGAGACUUUGGAGUGCCCAGUAUCCAAUCUUGGUACAGUCUUCGCUAUGUCACACGCGAUCUGCUAUAUAGUGGCUCCACUUAGCGGCAAAGCAGCCACAACACGAUGCGGAAGUCGUCCUUUCGUUAUGGCUGGUGGUGUCUGCAAUCUUGCGGGGCUCCUUGUGUGCUCAUCUUCAACAUCCAUUGGAUUGUUAUUUGUUGGUAUGACGCUUCUUGGCAUUGGCUUUACGAUGUCCUACGCACCGUUAAUGAUCACAGUAGUUAUGUACUUCCCAACAAGGUUUGCAUUGGCCAAUGGCGUUUUAAGCACGGGAGCAGCCGUAGGCAUGAUGGUCAUACCUCCUCUAGUGGAGCUUCUAAUUAAAACAUACGGCUGGCCGAAUGCAAUGGCUGUUCUUGCUGCCGUCAACUUCAAUGUCACUGCUUGUGGAGCUUUGGUAAGGCCGCCCCUGGGGACGCACCAAAGACUCAUCAAUGCUGCAGAUGAGGCUGACACAUCGACAGAUCCAAAUCUACCACAUAUUUCGCUUCUCCGCUCCGUUGUCGUAUUCCUAAAAGAUAUCCCCGAGAAACUCUCACUGGAUAUCUUUAUAUUGGCACCAGCCUACAGCGUCUACCUACUAAUUUGGUUUUUGAAUGGAGUAAUUUUUAGUGCAUGGCUGAUCUACCUGAUCCCACACGCUAUAUCGAAAGGAAUUGAUGCCCGUUUGGCAAGUUUCCUGGCGACAGCGGGCGGUAUAGGCAACCUGGUUGUAAGAGUGGUUCACGGGCCGGCCAUUGAUCGAGGACUUAUAACAGCACUCAAGCUGCUCAUUCUGCUCUCUGUGCUUAACGCUAUUGCCUUCUUCGUUGAUAUGGUGUCGUAUGAUUACUACCAUGUACUGGUGAUCCUGGCUAUAGUAAAUGGGGCCGCAGUUGGGAUUAUCGGUGUUGUCGUCAUGCCAGUUGCUCAAGAAGUUUUGAUCGAACCAGACCUUUCCGUUAAGGGAUAUCUGUUGUCUUUGCCGAUCCUCGCUCUUGGUGAAUUAUGUGGCGGUGUAUUUGCAGGUGCGUUUUACGAGAUGAUCGGGAAUUACAAUUUGGCUUUCGUCUCCCUAGGGGGCUUAUCAACAGUCAUCGCCAUUGCCAUUAUUGCAGAACGAACUUAUGCAGUCUGGUCUAAAUGAGUAUACUAUGACGAACUCACAGCGUUGAUUUAGGUAUUUCUAUAUGUCAGCAGUUUAAUUAUUUAAUUAUGUUAUGGUGACAUGGUCUUACGGUUACCGCAAGGCUUUGUCACAGAGAAAUUGUCUAAAAGUGUCAGGACAUUCUUGUCAUUGACAAUGGCAAUGUAUUCAUAUUUGAGGGUGGAGCUAAUGUAUUCAUUCAUUCUCAGUAACGCUGUACUGUUUGCACAUUCCAUAAUUCGGAAAUGAAUCGAUCCGGCUGAGCAUGUAGAAUCUUUCACAUGUUAAUCUUAAUCAUGCAAGUUAGCUUUUGGUUAAGUGUUUCCUUAUUAGCUGUGAUGUGUUCCGAUUGUGCUUUAAACAUUACUGAAUACCCUGAAGCUCACGUCACCAAAAUAGCAACAAAUUAUUCAAGCAACUUAUGAGCCUCAAGCUGAACCAAGAAAGGAGGCAAUUUUCUUAACAACGAAGACUCCUUUGGUCGUCACUGGAGUUCGCUGGUUCACGAACGACUAUGAAAUGCCCGCGUUACUCUUGCAUCGCUACCAACAAAAUGAAUACUCCCGACUAACAUGGCUCCUUUCAACCGAUAAUGAGGUGCUUCUGCUCAAGGCUGAUACUAUUACAUUGUGAAUCUGUUCGGGUAUCAACCCACAUAUAAACAUUUUCUUAUCGCUCUUGAAUGAGAUUUCAUCCAAAAAAAAUAUGUAAUACAUUUUUAAGUUUAGAAAUUGGCCUAUAGAAAAAACAAAAUCCUUGUUAGCCUACUUACGGCGCUACGCAGAAAUGCUUUUAUAAUAUUAUAAUGGAUUACUUUGUGAUGUUUCAUUAACUUUUUUAAAGUUAUCAAUUUUACAUUUCUGUCAUAACAAUCUCAGACAUUAAAUAUGAAUACAUGUAAUAUCAUCGAAAACUGUAACCACCAACUUCAUCACAUCUGUCUCGUAUAAUAUAAUGUUAAUUUUGAAAAUUUUGAACUGCACGAAUUUCACAUACUUGAUGAAACAUUAAAUAUGAGGCAAUCACAUUGUGUUACUUUU
Molecule: messenger RNA, 2508 nt
Organism: Acanthaster planci (crown-of-thorns starfish)
Lineage: Eukaryota; Metazoa; Echinodermata; Asteroidea; Valvatida; Acanthasteridae
Product: monocarboxylate transporter 13-like
Biological process (GO): transmembrane transport
Molecular function (GO): monocarboxylic acid transmembrane transporter activity
Source: RefSeq, a predicted model, not a curated record